Messenger RNA from Boleophthalmus pectinirostris (great blue-spotted mudskipper), 3614 nucleotides. RefSeq names its product tripartite motif containing 16 (gene trim16). Gene Ontology annotation, molecular function: zinc ion binding; protein binding. The record is from RefSeq and is a predicted model, not a curated record. Lineage: Eukaryota; Metazoa; Chordata; Actinopteri; Gobiiformes; Gobiidae.
AACUCACACACACAGACCAGACAGAGACCAGAGAGAGACCAGAGCCAGACCAGAGCCAGACCAGAGCCAGACCAGAGCCAGAGGAGGGACCAAAACCAGAACUGAAACAGAACUAAACCAGGUCUGAACAAGAUCUACAGCAGGAUUAUACCAGGUCCAAAAGAGGAACUACUUCAGCACAAAACUUUCAGAGAGACACCAGAGGAGCACAUGAGGAGCAGAGCCAGAGGAGGGACUUAAGACUAAACCAGGUUUACAACAGGACUAAACCAGGGCUAAAAGAGGAACUGCUUCAGCACAAAAACUGUCAAACAUCAGAGGAGCACAAGAGGAGCUGAGCCAGAGGAGGGACUGAGCCAGAAGUGAAACAGGUCUAAAAGAGAACUAAACCAGGACUAACCCAGCGCCAGGACUAAACCAGAACUAAACCAGGUGUAAAAGAGAAACUGCCACAAGACAAACCUGUCAGUGAGAGAUCAGGACAGCACAAGAGGAACAAGAGCCAGAGGAGGGACUAAACCAGGUCUGAACCAGGUCUAAACCAGGUCUGAUCCAGGUCUGAACCAGGUCUAAAACAGAACUAAACCAGGACUAACCCAGAACCAGUUCACCGAAGCCUCACAUUAUAAAAGUGAUGGCAGAUUCAGCGCCUCAAAGUCCAAAGUCUCUAGGGUCAGAUGUCCCAAAUCCUGGCCCAAGCCCUGGCCCAAGUCCAGGUCCUAGUCCUGGUCCAAGUCCUGGUCCUAGUCCCGGCUGCAGUCCGACUAAAGUCCUGGACAAACCUAAACUCAACGGCACCAGUGAAGUCCAAGCGGAGGACCUGACUAACGACCAGAGGGAGUCUGAGGCUGACGAGGAGCCAGAGGACGUCUCGGACAGCGUUCUGUGCGACUCGUGCAUCGACACGCCUCGUCCGGCCGUGAAGUCCUGCCUCACCUGCCUGGUCUCCUACUGCGAGGCCCACCUCAGACCUCACCUGGAGAACCCCAAGUUCUCGCAGCACAAGCUCCUGGAGCCUCUGCGCGACAUCGAGAGGAAGACCUGCGAGAUCCACCACCAGGGCCUCCUCUGGUUCUGCGUGCCCGACCAGGAGUGCGUCUGCGAGGGCUGCGUGAGCGACGAGCACCGCGGACACGAGCUCCGCACCGUGGAGGAGGCCCGCAGGGACAUCGAGAGGGAGUUGAAGCAGAAGCAGAACGAGAUGGUGAAGACAGUGGCCGCGGCUGAAAACGCCAUCAACAAACUGCAAAACAACACCGUGUCCAUAGAGAACUCAGUGAUGGAGGUCCGUGCCGUGGUGGACGCCCAGUUCGAGCGUCUGUCGGCGACCUUGGAGAAGACCAAGCGUUCCCUGAUGGAGCUCCUGGAGGCGGAGGAGAAGCAGGCGGUGAAACAGGCCGACGGGAUCCGAGUCCACCUGGAAAACCGCCUCUCGGACCUCCGGAAAACCCAGGCUCAGGUCCAGAAGAUCAGCCGCAACAAGAGCCACCUCGACUUCCUGCAGGAGUACGUGGAGUGGAAGCAGGAGGGCGCGGACACGUCUCUUCCCGGCGUUUACAUCGGACUCAUGGACAGUUUAAACUCCGUCGGGAAAAUCAUCACAGAGUCGACGGACAAACUCUGCAGCGCCAUCGAGACCGAGUUCACCGACAGGGUCAAAGACGCCUGCUCCAACGAUGAAUCUGGUUUGGGGAUAAAGACGACCGUCCGGACGAUGAUCGCGGCCAAACACAGUCAGAGUUUACCAGACCCACAGACCAGAGGCGACCUGCUGCAGUACGGUAAAUCUUUCACCUUCGACCUGAACACGGCUCAUAAGUUCCUGCGUCUGACGGAUGAGAAUCGUAAAGUGACGAACACGACGCCGUGGCAGCACCCGUACGCCGACCACGACGAGCGCUUCGACCACUGGAAGCAGGUCCUCGCCGCCGAGUCCAUCUACCUGGACCGGACCUACUGCGAGCUGGACUUCAGCGGAGACGGGACGUACCUCGGCCUCGCGUACAAGAGCAUCGAGAGGAAAGGCACCGACAGCAACAGCUGCAUCACCUCCGCCAGCGCCGCCUGGUGCGUGCAGUGGACGGGUAAAUCCUUCUCGGCGUGGCACGGUGAUGAGGAGGUGCCCGUGGCGGUGGCGCCGGGUCAGAGGUUUUCUCGCGUGGGCGUGUACGUGGACCACGCGGGCGGAGCCCUGCGGUUCUACGGUCUGCAGGCGGGCGAGGGCGAGGGCGACGCCGAGGUGACGCUCAUCCACGAGUUCAGGGCGGAGUUCAGGGAGCCGCUGUACCCCGCCUUCUGGCUCUCCAAGAAGGAGAACUCUGUAACCAUGGUGACGCCCGGAGAGCCCCUGAAGAGCUCGCCGUCUCCGCCGCCGUCCACGCUGUCGCCUAGCAACAGCAGCGCUAAUCUGAAUGCCAAUAAUAAUAAUAAUAAUAAUAAUGGGAAUAAUGCAAACACGCCGCCGCCCUCCUCUCCCACCGCCGUCUCCACGGUCGAGUCUGGAGCCAACGGGAAAACAAGCUCCUCCCCCUCCUCCCCCACACAGACAACGACCACUGAAACCAAAAGUGAAACUAAAAAUUAAACAGACAAGUAAACAAAAACAUGAAACAGUGAGAGCGCUGCAGAUAUUUAUGUUUUUGUUUGUUUGACAAAGUUUAGAUUUAAAUUUUAGAUUUUUAGAUUUAAGAUUUUCUCUGAUCUCUGUGUCCUGGACUCGUGUUUUGUUUCAUUCACAUGUUUGCGUUUAUUAUUCAGGUUGAGUUCUCAAUUUCUCAAACUGAAAACAGCGGCAGAAUUUUUUCUUUACAAAUGACAGACGUGGCGCAUACGCACGGGAUUAAGAUCUCAGGCGUCCAGUGUAACUGUUACAAAUCACCAGUGUUGUGGUGAAGAGCGCACUAAUCCAGACCAAGACCAGUCCAGGACCAGUCCAGGACCAGUCCAAGACCACGGCCCGUCGAGACUAAAGCGAGACCAUUGUUGUCAUUUUCUACAUUUAUUUGUAGACAGAUGAAUAAUACAGAUUUACUCAAAUAUGUGAAUGAAACAAACACAGCUCCAGGUCUGUUUGUGUUUUUGACGAGGAAAUAUCAGAACAGGACUUAACGCUCACAGAGUUUUGCGUUACAUCGGACGUUUCGGUGAAGUUUUACCAGAGUGAAUCAUAAAAAUAAGCUCCAACUUUCUGAGGAACAUUAGAAUAAUUAUGUUUUUUUACCAUAAAAACUCCAGAGAGUGAAAGACUGAGGUGCGGGUCAAAGGUCAAACAGUCUGCGGUCACUGGACACUUUUAAAUAUAAUAAAUAAAUGACUUUAUGAGGUUUUGACGUUUAUGUUUGUUUUUGCUGUUUUUCUUUUUCUUGGAGCUGUUUAUUUUUGUGUGUGUUUACGCCACAGACGGUCGGUUUACACUGGAUUUUCCGUUCUCAGGAGUUUUACUUUCAAAUGGUAAAAAUAAUUUCAGAAUUUUGAACAAAACAAACUGUGCCAAAUGGAUCAUGUUUACAUUUUAUAUUUAUCUUUUUUUAGGAUUUCAAGGGUUAAAUGGAACUGUGACUAAAACUAAAAACUAAAAACUAAUGCUGUUCCGUAAAUAAAACUUUCUGAACCUU